AAUGAUCCCAUCUGCAAAAGUGGGGAUAUACAAGCCUCAUGGUGAUGGCAGAGACAGUUAUAUCAUGACUAAUAAUGGAGGCUUUUGAACAACACAUCCUCAUAACUAUAAUCCAAAUUAUACAAAGAACAAUGGGCUGUUCCAGCAUAGACUUGGGAAUAAGGCUAAUGUGGCUAUUUAUCAGCGAGAUGGAGGGGGAAGAGACAGUUACAUCUUCGAUACCAACGGAGGGUUUACGAAUCAAACUUUUACUAACACCACUUUUUGGGAUACUCUGAGGGAUGGAAAUUAUAAUUCAAUAAAGCAUAAAUAUUCCAGUUCGAGUAGAGGGAGAAACAGUAAUUCCUCUUCCAGAGAGGACCAUCUACUUUCAAUGAAUUGGUAUAAUGCAAAAGAGGUUUGAAGACUGAUCGAAGCCAAAAAGUAUCAGAUAAAGCAAUCAAAGAGGCUCUCUCAGCCUAAAUAAAUAUUUCACAAUUGAAGCUAAAAGCUGAGGGAAUUAUGCUAAAUCCGUUUCUCAGUUCAUAAGAAAUGUUGAGGGAAGGAAGACUCAAUCUCCAAAAUCGAAAAUUAGAAAAGACUCUAAAAGAGGAGUUUUUAACCACUGCUCUUUGGAUGGAGGAAGAGAGAACAAAACUCUUCUUCUGAAAGCUCUUGUGGAUACUACUGAGGAUGAUACUAAUAGAGAAAAUGUAAAGGAAGCAUAUCUUCCUUGUACUAAGAGUAAAAAGCAUGCCAAUGUUGGGCAAUUGAUUAAGCAUAAUUACCAGAGUCUUGAAAAGUUUGACUUAGCUAGGAUUAAUAACCUCAGCUCAGAUCAAGCAUGCGGCAGUGGGAAUAGAUAUGCUGUUCGUAAGCUAUUGACGAGUAGUAAAAAGAGAAUUGCUAGAGAACACCUUGAUAUGUAUUCUUCUUAUGGUCAGAAAAGAGAAGAAGCUAGUUGCACUAAAGGAUCCAGAAAGACCGAUAAAUUGAUGCCAACAAUGAAGUUGAAGGACUCAUCAAAACUUCCUAAGAAAUCCUAUAGCAUCAAGAGCAUCAAUAGGAAGAGAAGAAAUUCUAAACGCAGAGGUUCCAAACUUCUCAUGGAUAAGUCCUUGUCCAAGCUACAGUUGCAUAAAUGGAAGAGGUUCUUGAAAGAAAAGAAGGACAAGAAGAAUUUUUCAUAG
Messenger RNA from Moneuplotes crassus, 1169 nucleotides. The record is from the annotation of a GenBank genome assembly. Lineage: Eukaryota; Ciliophora; Spirotrichea; Euplotida; Euplotidae.